This is a messenger RNA of Lytechinus variegatus (green sea urchin), 1188 nucleotides long. RefSeq lists its product as uncharacterized. The record is from RefSeq and is a predicted model, not a curated record. The coding region runs from base 1 to 1188 and encodes 395 amino acids. Gene Ontology annotation, biological process: netrin-activated signaling pathway. NCBI's taxonomy places the organism in Eukaryota, Metazoa, Echinodermata, Echinoidea, Temnopleuroida, Toxopneustidae. Gene Ontology annotation, cellular component: membrane. Gene Ontology annotation, molecular function: netrin receptor activity. The transcript is spliced from 7 exons.
AUGGCAAAGUAUCUUCUCGAAGAGGACCAUUAUUAUCAAGAAAGCACGGAUACAGAACGUCACAAUGAAGCAAUUUCAGAUGGUUUCACGAAGCCCAAGGAAGCUCAAAGACCAGGAGAUGAGAAGGAACAGAGUAUUAUGCAGAUCGAAACUCAAACCCAAACGGCGGAAGGCGAGGAGGAUCAUACUGAUGAUGAAGGAUAUGAUUUGAUUAUACUUAAGAAACAUGGUAUUACGGUCAGAAUUUCGAAAAAUGAAACGUACAGCGCGAAGGAUAUCAUCCCCGAAGUGAUUGAAGACGUCCCAACUGAGCUAGAGCUGAAGGAGACAGAAGCCAUUAUUUCGGUUGGAUUGAAGAUGUCACCAUCUGAUGCUAUGUUUGACAGUCCCGUGAGAGUAACAAUGCCCCACUGCGGUGCAUUCACAGAGCCACAGGAUGCAGAAGUCUUCAUCUGUUAUCGCAAGAACGAUUCUACAAAGUUUACAGCGAUUCGUUCUACCAGUUUGAGUAGCCCAAGAUGUGUUAUGAGAGACCGCGAUCUUGAUAUAUACCUCAACCACUUCUCAAAAUUUCGGAUCGUUGCUACAUUAAAAGAGAUGUUUAUAGGCAAACGUGUUAUUUGUACGCCAAUAAUUCCUUUGGCAGCACCUAGACAUUGCAUGCCUGUUGUGUAUGUCAAUGUAAGGGACCACAACGUUGCAGAACAGAUUCCAGAAGGACAUAAGGCCCCGAUUCCCGGAGUGCAGUUCUUAGUUAGGUGGAAAUCAGGGGGAUUAAAGAUAUCUUGUAAAGAAAGUACAUUGAAAGACGAAGCCGAGAUUAUCCAGGAAAGUGAAUUUCGUCACCUUACUGUGCACAAAGUAAUGUUCGAGGUGGAUACACAAAACAUUACUCAGAAUGAAGUCAACCUACACAUCACCCUAGAACAGAGUACAACGAAGAAGCUCAUAAUUCCAAUGUUGAAUGGGGUUUGUUUUCCCUGUUUUUGCAUGAUCUACCCGGAUGUCAAUAAAUGGCUGACCCACCCUUACUUCUUGUCUAUGGUUGUCCUGACUGAGUACCCAACCCCCAACCCAUAUUACCACCCAAGCCAAGUUUACUACAAUGGUAUCAGGAGUGGGAUCACCGGUUUGAGAUUGAUGCAACCCCCUACUACGUCAGAGGACGCCAGCAGGUCAAGAGGAUAA